GAUAUUACAAUACAGAAUUUUAUUCUUUGGUUUCCAGACUGGCAAUGUCUCGUGAGCGGCUACCCCUCAUUGGUUCUCCUGGGAGCAAAACAAGAGUCAAACCACCUUUCCCCUCCCCUGCUCUCCAUCGCCCCCACCAGGCAAAUCGCAGAAAAUUCUACCAACAGCAGCAGACGUCCUCCUCCUCUCACCCUCAUCAUGGCCCAUCUUCCACCCUUCUGUCAGACACCAGCAUGACUCCUUGGGAAGGCAUGGCUCUUUCUGAAUCCUCCUUUACUACUAUUCCCCCAACACUUCCUCCACGGCCCCCUCCACCUUCGCCCCCUCCUCCUAAGCCAACACCAUCCACCCCUUGUCAUAGAAAACAAGAGGAAGGUGAAAAGAUCUCCGGUACAAGCUUCAGCUCUGAAAUGCCAUCUCCAUCCCUGGUGGUCCCUCAGAACAAUGCAGGUGGAGUAAGAAAAGGGCUGCGAACAAGGAAAAGGGUGUUACCACAGCAUCGGGUUCCUCGCCCUGCCCGUCUACCACCUCUGAGUCCAAUCACCAACCUCAGUUUCUCUCGAAGCUUUACCUUUUCGUUUUUUGAGCUGCCGCUGCACCAGUCUCCUCACUGCCGUGCAGAACGCAUAAGAAACCUCUUCCUGCUUUUAAAACAGAUACACUACUGAGGACUGCCUCAUUACUGUAGAUUUUUACAUUUGUAAGGGAAUCAUUGUCAAAUUAACCAUGGUGCAGUAGGAGAAG
This is a messenger RNA of Melanotaenia boesemani (Boeseman's rainbowfish), 744 nucleotides long. RefSeq names its product myb-related transcription factor, partner of profilin. NCBI's taxonomy places the organism in Eukaryota, Metazoa, Chordata, Actinopteri, Atheriniformes, Melanotaeniidae. The record is from RefSeq and is a predicted model, not a curated record. The transcript has 3 exons. Bases 45 to 668 code for a protein of 207 amino acids.